This is a messenger RNA of Scheffersomyces amazonensis, 1296 nucleotides long. RefSeq lists its product as uncharacterized. The transcript has a single exon. NCBI's taxonomy places the organism in Eukaryota, Fungi, Ascomycota, Pichiomycetes, Serinales, Debaryomycetaceae. The record is from RefSeq and is a predicted model, not a curated record. Bases 176 to 1273 code for a protein of 365 amino acids.
GCGGGGGCACGACACCCACUAGUAGAUUAUUAGUGGCUUGAAAGUUAUUUGUUAGGGUACUGUGCUUAGAGUUACGCACUAGUGAUUCAAUCUACCGAUCUAAUAAAAUUAUUAGUAUUACUUUCACUAAGUACGUACCACUUUCACUAAGUACUAUCACUAAGUACUACCACUAAUGCAAAACCUCCUAACGGCUUUGUCGUUAUCGUUGAUCUACAAUAAACGGUUUGUCAUUACUACUAACAAUGUGGAAACUCUCCAACAGGAUUUUAUUCGUAUAAUACUUGAAAAUCUGUGUCUGGUAACUCCAGAUCAGAUUCAAGUAAUUGAUUUACUUGAGUUCACUACUGAACGAAAUUUAAUAAAUCAAUGUACUAUUCCCAUUGGUAAUGAAGAAGAUAAUGAAUAUGAAUUUAAACCAUAUAUAAUAUGGAAGAAUCUCGCUAAAGUUGAUGGACAAUUACAGAGAUACCUUUAUGAAUUAAUUACUAAGAUUGAUUUAUAUGAUACAAAGGAAUCUCGUAAUAAUCCUAGACCAUGUAUUAUAGAUGGGUAUAGUAUAAGGAAACCAGAUUUAUUUAUAAUAAUUGCUUUACUUGAUCAUAGACUGUAUUACUUAAAAAUUGAUCAAUAUCUUAAAUCCAAAUUUUGGUUUUCUAAUAAUUAUGUGAUUGAUAAAUCAUCAUCAAAACCUGAUCGAUUAACAUUACCCAUGAAUGAUUUUAGUUAUCAUGAUAAUAUUGCUUAUUUGAGACAAUUGAUUCCUAAUGUAUAUAUUAAACCAGAUAUAAAGAGAUAUAUAUAUUCACUUGUAGUUCAUAGUCGAAAUCAUCGACUUUGUUCAUUAGCUCCUAGACAAACUCGAUUACUGACUCGAAGUAUUGAUGAUAUUGAAGAUUUAGCUCGAGUUAUGGUAUUAUGGCAAAAAUUCAAUAAUCAAAAUCUAACUGAUUCAUUAUAUGUUACACCUGAUUUCGUUAAAGUUGCAAUGAGGAAAAUUGGGUAUUGGCUUAUUGAUUGGGAAUAUAAUAAAUUAUUUAGUAAUGUUAAUGAUAAUGAUGAUGAUAAUGAUAAUGAUGAAGAACAGGACGAGAAAGAUUAUAGACGGAGAAUGGAGAUUAGUAUGAUGACGGCUUAUUGGUAUGGUAGUGAUUAUAAGUAUGUUACGAAGUAUUUAGAUAAGAGUGAAUCAUUGAGAGAUGAUAGUACGCCUACGGGGUAUAGUAAUGUUAUAGUUGAGGAUGCGUUAAAGAGUGUGAGGCCACCUAUAUGAGAUGGGUAUAGUAUAUAUACAGG